Messenger RNA from Eublepharis macularius, 2073 nucleotides. It is a transcript of the gene TMEM69, whose product is annotated as transmembrane protein 69. The record is from RefSeq and is a predicted model, not a curated record. Lineage: Eukaryota; Metazoa; Chordata; Lepidosauria; Squamata; Eublepharidae. The transcript has 3 exons. Bases 691 to 1443 code for a protein of 250 amino acids.
UUGACAGGCUUGCUCCAGCUGGCCACUGGGAACCCGCCAUUGCUUAUGUGCUCGUUUUGUAAUUUGUUGGUCGUCCUAUUAACUAAAGGGCGAGUCCAUAAAUAGGCAUGUAGUGUGUUAGCGAGGUGGGGGGGGGAUGGGUAUUGAUAGUAUUAGUAUGGCAAUAUGGGGUUAACAGUAGUUGUCUACCUUUAAAGUCUGAAAGAAGGAGAACAAACUUUCUCUGUAGCAACUGAAGACUGGCUAGGAAUCGAUGUGUCCAGAUUACCUAAAAGUAGGCAAUUGUUUGUAAAUGUGAUGCAUUUGUACUGUGAACAUAUUGGAAGACCUGAAACAGCAGUUAGAUGAUGAUCCUGAACAGCGCCUACUAAAUGCAUGGAUUUAGAAUAUCUGAAUAGCCUGGCAAGCCUGGUCUCUUUGCAUCUCAGAAGCUAAGCAGGGCCAACCUUGGUUAGUAGUUGGAUGGAAGACCUCCAGUGAAGACCAGCACUGCAGAGGCAGGCAAUGACAAACCACCUCUUGUUAAUCUCUUGCCUUGAACACCCCAGCGGGAGUUGCCAAAAGUCAGCUCUGACUAGAUGGCAUUCUGCAUCACCACCAACUGCACUACAACAGAAGCAAUCUACACAGCAAAGAUACACAAUCUGAAAGCUUGAACAAAUAUUUGUCAAUGCUUUUAAGUGUCUGAAAAUGUUUCACCUUCUCCAACGAUGUUAUUUCCAAGUUCCUUCCAAGAUGGCAUAUCUUCAAAGAUUACUGCAACCCAGGAGUAGGCCUGCCUGCUCUUUUGUCCCUUUACAGUGCAUUCUUACUGGCCUGCCAAAAUCACAGCUGUUCAGGCAUUCAUCUGCUGUCUUAACCAAGGCCGGCUUUCAUUCUUCCUGCUGCAACUGGAAGAAAAAGAAACCUCCAGAACCUGCACCACGAGAGCUGGACUUGUUGCGAUAUGACAUGAAAUCAUUGAAGGACUCUCCAAAGCCUGCCCUCUACUUGAGUUCUGCAGGAUUAAUUCCAUUGGUUUCAGUGCCAUUGCUAAUGGCUGUCCUGGAGACCUACUAUCCUGAGUUAGUAUUUGCUCAGAUUGCAUAUGGUGCCUGUGUUCUCUCCUUCUUUGGAGGGAUCAGGUGGGGAUUCGCUCUUCCAGAAGGGAGCCCUGCCAAACCUGAUUGGAUUAAUUUAGCUAACAGCAUUGUUCCUUCAUUACUAGCCUGGUCUGCCUUGCUUUUAAAAGAUUUAAUUGAUGCUGGAAUAACGGUUAUCAUAGGCCUAGGAAUAGCCCUUCAUUAUGAUCUUGCCCUCCUUCCCACUUAUCCCAGUUGGUUUAAAGCCUUGAGGGCAAUUGUAACAGUGGUGGCUGUAUGUUCUCUGAUUGCUACAUUAUGCAUUGUAAACAUUUAUCCAGAGAAGCAUUUAACUCCUGCUACAAACAAAGUGGACGACUGAAAAUAAACCCACAGAAAAUGCCAAAUCCCAAGAGACAUAUGCUUCUGUCCUAAAGAAUGUUCACAAUACUGUGUAAAAAGAUCAUGAGACUGCUCCUAUAAAACUUUUUUCAACAGGAAAAAAAUGGUUACAGUAUCUGUGAGCUGUAGUCAAAGUUUAGAAAACUCUGGAAGCGUAGGUCCUGAAGGCUUAAGAGGAACUUUGGCAUUGUAAGGAGCCACAGAUUGGUCCUGCUUCUACUGAAAAAUGUAAAACAUUUGUACACACUCAUCUGUGUUCAGAUGUGUGUGAAAGAUUUAUGCAAUCUGAAGAGAAACCAGAGAUGAGUGAACUUCGGUGGUUAAAUACACAAGUAAUUCUUUGCAUGUUAUUUCAGAAGUGUGAUUUGCUCAAGCUUAUUUUCCUACCCACUUCAUUGUGACAUAAAAUACUACUCUAAUGCGAUGAAUACUGAAAGAGCACCAGUAAAUACUCUAUUUAGUGAAUACUGCAUGUGUCAUGUGUUGUAUUAAUAUGUUAAGAAUGUUAAACAGUGCCCAUCUACAAGCUAUUUCAUUGUCACAAGCUCAGUUUUUUAAGCUACAAGUUGUAUGUAAGCUUUUGUUUCUAAUAAGAAUGUUUUAUCUUUUA